AUGGCUGCCAACAUGGCAGCCACCUCAGAUGCCCCCACCCUAACAUCUAGUGUGCCACUUACAACACCUCCCCCACCAUCGAUUCCAUUGCAUGUUUCUGCUCCACCGCUACCUAUUCCACCGCGUGUACCCACUCCUUCCUCCACUACUCCAUUUGAGGCUCCUACCUUGCACACACCACCUCCUAAACCCGCAUUGCCACCACUGGCUCUAGCUGCUCUUGUGCCAACCCCCACUCCAGUUUCACCCGAGUCACCGAUGGUGUAUGGUAGUUUUUCCAAUGAGGAUGAGACUACUUCGAGCCAGAGAUCUUAUGCAACUCGCCAGUCUAAUAUCCAUGCCCCAUCCAAUGAGUCCAAUGAUCUUGUGGGCAAUGACUCUGAUUGUGACACAAGUGGUUCUACUGCGGAAGAGUAG
Molecule: messenger RNA, 417 nt
Organism: Malania oleifera
Lineage: Eukaryota; Viridiplantae; Streptophyta; Magnoliopsida; Santalales; Ximeniaceae
Product: classical arabinogalactan protein 9-like
Exons: 1
Coding region: 1-417 (138 amino acids)
Source: RefSeq, a predicted model, not a curated record